CCUCUCCCACUGACUUUUAUCGAAUCAAUCCGAAAGGGAAGUUGGAACCAAGAGAGUGAGACAGAGAGAUCUGCGUUUUUUCCUUUCUUUUCUAGACAUGAUCAAUCUCAGAUUCGUCCACCGCCUCCUAUUUUUGACGGCGAUCUAUAUCUUCCUUCCUCCGACCGCCGCUAGAGGCGGUCACUCCGACUAUAUCAACCCAGGUUAUGGAAAUUUUAGUUUUCAUGGUAUUGCGAGGAACUUAUUUGCUCAAGAAGAGCUUCGACCGAGUUUGGAAUUAACUCGAGGUUACAUGACAAAUGAUGAUCUUGAGAAAGCAAUGAAAGAUUUCACCAAAAGAUGUAGCAAGAUCUCGAGAUUAUACAGCAUCGGAAAGAGUGUCAAUGGAUUUCCUUUGUGGGUCAUAGAGAUUUCAGACAGACCUGGAGAGAUAGAGGCUGAACCUGCAUUCAAGUACAUUGGGAAUGUACAUGGAGAUGAACCUGUAGGGCGUGAGCUCUUAAUACGUCUUGCAAACUGGAUUUGCGAUAACUAUAAGAAGGAUCCAUUGGCUCAAAUGAUUGUAGAAAAUGUUCACCUUCAUAUAUUGCCAUCAUUGAAUCCAGAUGGCUUUUCAAUUAGGAAACGUAAUAAUGCAAACGAUGUUGAUCUGAAUCGCGACUUCCCUGACCAGUUCUCUCCCGUAAAUGAUGACUUGAGUUUGAGGCAACCUGAAACUAGGGCAAUUAUGACUUGGCUGAGAGAUACACGAUUCACAGCGUCGGCUACUCUACACGGGGGUGCGCUGGUCGCAAAUUUUCCAUGGGAUGGUACGGAGGAUAGGAGGAAAUACUAUUAUGGAUGUCCUGAUGAUGAGGCAUACCGGUUCUUGGCACGUAUAUAUAGCAAAUCUCACCGUAAUAUGUCUUUGAGCAAAGAAUUUAAGGAAGGAAUCACAAAUGGAGCAUCAUGGUACCCAAUUUAUGGUGGUAUGCAAGAUUGGAAUUACAUAUAUGGAGGAUGCUUUGAAUUGACUCUGGAAAUAAGCGACAACAAGUGGCCUAGAGCCCCAGAGCUUCCUACCAUUUGGGAUUACAAUAGAAAGAGCAUGCUGAAUCUUGUUGCAAGCAUAGUGAAGACAGGAGUUCAUGGACGGAUCUUUUCAUUAGACCAGGGAAAGCCACUGCCUGGGCUUGUUGUGGUCAAGGGAAUCAACUAUACGGUUAAAGCUCAUCAAGAAUACGCAGACUACCAUCGUUUGCUUGCACCUGGACAGAUAUAUGAAGGAAUCCGAUUGAGUUCUUAUCAGUAUGAUAUUAGAGUUGUCCAUUAUUAUGUUAUGAGCAGAUGAUUAUUGUUAUAACCAGCUCAGUUUAGAGAUCCAUCCUUAAGACCGUGCCGCUUACAAAUGCACUAUGAGCUUGUUAUAAGCUGACGCUAACAAUAUGAUAUCUUCUUUUCAUCUCAACUUCUUUGUUAUUGUUGUGAUUGCUUGCCUCGUUUUGAGUUUCACUUUCUGAUUCGCAGUCACAGCAUCAUCCCCGGGAUACAAGCCGAAAACAGCAAGUGUUUGGUUAGGUGACAACGCUGUUACCGCUGAUUUCAUUCUCAUCCCAGAAGAAAGCUCCCGAGGCAAUCUACUGAGAAGCAACUGUGACUGUGACUGUAAAAGCUGCGGUCAGCCGCUACUAGCACACUUUUUCACAGAGACGAAUAACGGAAUCACGCUUACGCUUAUCGUGGUAGUAGUGUUCCUGUGUUUUUUGUUGCAAAGAAGGGUGAGAUUUAACCUCUUGAAGCAAAAACAAUCCUCUA
Molecule: messenger RNA, 1794 nt
Organism: Camelina sativa (false flax)
Lineage: Eukaryota; Viridiplantae; Streptophyta; Magnoliopsida; Brassicales; Brassicaceae
Product: carboxypeptidase SOL1
Biological process (GO): protein processing; peptide metabolic process
Molecular function (GO): zinc ion binding; metallocarboxypeptidase activity
Source: RefSeq, a predicted model, not a curated record